This is a messenger RNA of Osmia lignaria (orchard mason bee), 3181 nucleotides long. RefSeq names its product zinc finger FYVE domain-containing protein 1. Lineage: Eukaryota; Metazoa; Arthropoda; Insecta; Hymenoptera; Megachilidae. Gene Ontology annotation, biological process: lipid droplet formation. Gene Ontology annotation, molecular function: 1-phosphatidylinositol binding; phosphatidylinositol-3,4-bisphosphate binding; phosphatidylinositol-3-phosphate binding. The record is from RefSeq and is a predicted model, not a curated record. Gene Ontology annotation, cellular component: lipid droplet.
CGUAAUAUUUAUUAUCAAGAUGAAAAUGAAAAUGCAAUAAUAAUUUAUAUGUUUCACUAUAUACGAACAUAAGCUUAUGCAGCUUUCGUAAAUAGCGUUGCAAUUGUAAAACCGUUCAUAACUAAAUUGCAGUUUGUAUGUACAUAAAGUAUCCUGAAAUAUGUACUGUAAAUAGAAAAGAGAACAGAGAAUGUUAGCCUUGAAGUACUUUCGAUUGCAACUCGAGUGAUUUUCAAAGAGUUGCCUGUUGCGAUCGACGAAUCCGGUGCACUGCAUCGAUUGUUAGUGAUAAAUGUGUCAUCGAUGAACAUUUAAUUUUUGGGAUCGUUCAAAAUUCUUCGAUGGUUUUAAAUCUUCAUGAACCUGGACCGUUAUGUCGCUACACUGUUUAAAUCAAAGUCGUUGAUUCUUGGAAAGAAGUAACAUUGUUCAACUGCAUCAUGAGUGCAUUAUGGAGAGAAUAUAAACUGGAGGCCACUGGACCAGCUAUUAUGGAAAGUCUGGAUAGUAUGUGUAUUUGCAACAGAAAUGGACAUCAUACCAGUUAUAAUUUUAUAAAUGGAGUUUCUGAAAAUGGAGUAUAUAUGAAAUGUCAGUGUAACGAGCGUAGGAGUUUCUUAUUAAUAGAUGGACAAGAAAAUCUUAGGGUUUCCAGUGCGGAACAAUUUGUUGAAAAGUUAAAUUGUGAUCAAAAAGAUCUGAAAGUAAAAGUGAUAUCGAUUUUUGGGAAUACCGGCGAUGGCAAGAGUCAUACGUUGAAUCAGACAUUUUUUAAAGGAGAAGAAGUCUUUAAGACUUCAAACGAUCAAAGCUCUUGUACAUUAGGUGUUUGGGUUGCGUUUGAUCCAGUUCUUAAAGUGAUUUGUUUGGAUACAGAAGGUUUACUAGGUGUUACUAUGCACGAGAAUGAAAGAACAAGACUGUUGCUUAAAGUGCUUGCUGUGUCCGAUAUUGUUGUAUAUAGGACACAAUCGGAAAGACUAAACAGGGAUUUAUUUAUGUUUCUCGGUAGUGCUUCAAGAGCUUAUAGUCAACAUUUUCAAGCUGCUUUACAAGCAAUAGGACAAAGAGAAGGAGUUUCAAACUCUUUAAGUGCCCUGGGACCAAGCAUUAUAGUAUUACAUGAAACUAGAUACACCAGACCUUUGACCAAUAAUGGUGUAGAAAGUGCAGAAGACAUUCUUAUAACGCGAUUUGCUCAAAUGAAACUUGAAACAGAAGCAUAUAGUUCCAUAAAAUAUGUUGGUUUACAUACAACAAACUCCACAACCGAUUACGAACCUUUGCAAAAUGCUAUUAAGAAGGAAUUAAAUAAUACAUCUGUUCGAUCAGCUAGGAAACCACAUUUAGUUUAUAAUACAUUAAGAGUAUUAAAUGAUCAGUUUUCUGGGGAAAUGGAAAAUUUCACUGACAUUUUAUUUCCUGAUCAGUAUUUUACCUGUCCUGUUAAAUGUCUUAGCUGUGGAUGCAGAUGUAGUAAUAGCAUGGGACACCUUAGAGAGGAUAAACCUCACAGUAGUAAUACCAGGUGUCGGUACCAGCAUCAGUAUGAAAAUUUAGUAUAUAUAUGUAAAAAGUGUUACAGCAAUGGCAAUGAAGUACAAGUUAUAAAACGAAUUCAAACAGAAAACGAUAAUAGUUGGUAUGGAUUAGUCAAGUAUGCAUGGUCAGGAGAUGUAAUAGAGUGUCCACAUUGUGGAGAAAUAUAUAGAAGUCGUCAAUAUUGGUAUGGUAAUAAAAAUCCGGAAGAAUUCGCCGUUCUUACCGAAGUUACACAUGUAUGGAAUACGGCAAAUAAUUCAGUAACGACUCAAAACACAGCACAAAGGGUAAUCGAUGGCGUGUCAUAUAUUACUGAAGCUGUAACUAACGUUUCGUUACAACCAACAAAGGUGCUGUCAGCAUGGGUUGCGGACCAGGUAGCACCAUCUUACUGGAGACCUAAUAACGAAAUCAAACACUGUCACAAGUGUAAAACGAUAUUUGGAUCAACGGAUACGAAACAUCAUUGCCGAGCAUGUGGCGAAGGCUUUUGUUCGCAGUGUUCAUCCAAAACAAAGUGUGUUCCAUUUAGAAAUUGGCACACACCAGUACGAGUCUGUGAUAUCUGUUAUAAUAAAGAUACAAAUUCCAAUGAAGAAACUACGGAAUCUUCGGAUGAUGUGAGCGCCAGAAAAGUAUCAGAACAAGUAGUAUCUACUCUAAGCGCAGUUGGAAGUGUUUUGAAUUAUUCGAAAUCGUUCAUAAAGGACACAGUUCGACCCUCUUAUUGGAUUCCCGAUUCAGAAGUUGUCAGUUGUUGCAUAUGCUACCAGAAUUUUUCUGCAGCACUUCCUCUACAUCAUUGCCGAGAUUGUGGACGUGGAGUGUGCCAAGAUUGUUCGCAACAUCGUAAGCCUGUACCGCAUAGGGGUUGGGAUAAACCAGUACGUGUAUGUGAUUCUUGUAUAAAAAUUGACUAAGAGAUAGAUAAAACGUUGAUAGAACGUGACUUUGUUUCAAAUAUUGUUGAUUGUAUCUGCACAAUAUACAAAACUAAACAUUCAUAAAACGAAAAAAUAUUUUUUUCAAAUUUUGUAUAAACCUCUUGCAAGUCAUACAUAUUAUCUGACGAGAUUUCUAUAUAUUCUUGUAGCUUCUAUUUUCAUCGUGAAAUUAAACAUUUUUUGUCAUUGGAUCAAUUAAAAAUGAAUGUUUUAAUACAUUGUUGUAAAGGACUUUUCCUAUGGAUUGUGCCAUGAAUGUAUCUAUCUUUUUUACAAAACGUGUUAUAAAAAAAAAUGAUUAUAAUUUAUUAUUAAACACAAAAAAAAUCGAACGUAUUGUACAUACUGUUAAGGAAGUAAUUACUAAAGUUAUAAUAUCACAGUAUAAAGUAUAGUGCAGUAUAUUGUAGCAGUAUGUAUGAAAUUAUAAUAGUAUGAAAUAAUAUUCUUAUGAACGAUACGAGGCGAAUUGUUACUAGUAUCGCGGUUUAUUGUAACUGUUUUAUCUUUUUUUUAAUUAAGAUUUCAAACAAAGCAUUUGUCGAUUUUAUUUAGUAUAAUUCUCAGUAUCUUUAUGGUUUGAUAUUUAAAGAGAAAAAAAAAGAGGAAGAAAGUAAGAAACUAUUAAUUUUUGUUGAGCUAUGUAAAUCAUACGGGUUUAAGAUGACAAAAUAAAUUGUAAAAUCUUAAACGAA